Molecule: messenger RNA, 21359 nt
Organism: Chrysoperla carnea
Lineage: Eukaryota; Metazoa; Arthropoda; Insecta; Neuroptera; Chrysopidae
Product: ankyrin-3-like
Exons: 31
Coding region: 119-21121 (7000 amino acids)
Biological process (GO): signal transduction; lipoprotein metabolic process; lipid transport
Cellular component (GO): extracellular region
Molecular function (GO): protein binding; lipid binding
Source: RefSeq, a predicted model, not a curated record
UAUUAAAAUCUAAAAAUAUCAACGGACUAUCGUGUUGUAUGAAGGUUGUUGUGAGUUAUUCGGGUGAUACAACGAUUCUAUCGAUUCCUUCAAGCCAUAGCAAAGGUGAUAGGUCAACAUGGUGACCGAGACAGCAGCUCAGUCUGACGGUAAUACGUCAUUUCUCCGAGCAGCUCGAGCUGGUCAUCUUGAAAAAGUUCUUGAGCAUUUACGGUCCAAUAUCGACAUAAAUACAAGCAAUGCGAAUGGAUUAAAUGCUUUACAUUUAGCUUCAAAAGAUGGUCAUGUCAAUGUUGUUUCCGAACUGCUCAAACGUGGUGCUAUCGUUGAUUCUGCUACUAAAAAAGGAAACACUGCUCUUCACAUUGCAUCGUUAGCUGGACAAGAAGAAGUUGUUAAAUUAUUAGUUCAACAUGGAGCUGCUGUUAAUGUCCAAUCACAAAAUGGUUUCACACCAUUAUAUAUGGCAGCUCAAGAAAACCAUGAUUCAGUUGUUAAAUAUUUAUUGGCUAAUGGAGCAAAUCAGAGUCUUGCCACAGAGGAUGGUUUCACACCGCUUGCCGUGGCAAUGCAACAAGGACACGAUAAAGUCGUAGCCGUCCUCUUAGAAAAUGAUACUCGCGGGAAAGUACGUUUGCCAGCUUUGCAUAUUGCUGCUAAAAAGGAUGAUGUUAAAGCAGCAAAAUUAUUAUUAGAAAAUGAACACAAUCCUGAUGUUACAUCAAAAUCUGGUUUCACUCCAUUACACAUUGCCUCCCACUAUGGAAAUGAGGCUAUAGCAAAUUUAUUAAUACAAAAAGGCGCUGAUGUAAAUUAUGCAGCAAAACAUAAUAUAACCCCCUUGCAUGUGGCUGCAAAAUGGGGUAAAACAAAUAUGGUUGCUCUAUUAUUAGAAAAAGGAGCUAAUAUUGAAUCAAAAACACGUGAUGGUCUAACACCGUUACAUUGUGCAGCACGCUCGGGUCAUGAACAAGUCGUGGAUAUGUUGUUAGAGAAAGGAGCACCCAUUAGCUCCAAAACUAAAAAUGGUUUAGCACCAUUACACAUGGCAGCACAAGGUGAACAUGUUGAGGCUGCCAGAAUAUUAUUGUAUCAUCGAGCUCCUGUAGAUGAAGUUACUGUUGAUUAUUUAACCGCACUUCAUGUAGCUGCUCAUUGUGGACAUGUUCGUGUUGCAAAAUUAUUGUUAGAUCGUCAAGCUGAUGCUAAUGCACGUGCACUUAAUGGAUUUACACCUUUACAUAUAGCAUGCAAGAAAAAUAGAAUUAAAGUUGUAGAAUUGCUGCUUAAACAUGGUGCAAGUAUCAGUGCCACAACUGAAAGUGGUUUAACACCUCUUCAUGUUGCCAGUUUUAUGGGUUGUAUGAAUAUCGUUAUUUACUUGCUUCAACAUGAAGCAAAUCCAGAUGUACCAACCAUCCGAGGUGAAACUCCCUUACAUUUAGCUGCCCGAGCAAAUCAGACUGAUAUUAUCAGAAUUUUAUUACGAAAUGGAGCGCAAGUCGAUGCGAGGGCUCGUGAACAACAAACACCAUUACAUAUUGCUUCACGACUGGGUAACGUUGAUAUUGUGAUGUUACUGUUACAACAUGGCGCUCAAGUAGAUGUUACAACAAAAGAUAUGUACACUGCAUUACAUAUUGCUGCAAAAGAAGGACAAGAUGAGGUUGCAUCAGUGUUAUUGGAAAACAAUGCAUCACUCAAUGCAACAACGAAGAAAGGCUUUACACCGUUACAUUUGGCAGCAAAAUAUGGUAAUAUGAAAGUUGCGAAAUUGUUAUUACAACGUGAAGCGGCUGUUGAUGCUCAAGGAAAGAAUGGUGUAACACCAUUACAUGUUGCUAGUCAUUACGAUCAUCAAAAUGUGGCAUUAUUACUGUUAGACAAGGGUGCCUCUCCCCAUGCUACAGCUAAAAAUGGCCACACACCGCUACACAUUGCAGCUAGAAAAAAUCAAAUGGAUAUUGCAACAACUUUACUUGAAUACGGUGCAAAAGCAAAUGCAGAAAGUAAAUCUGGAUUUACACCAUUACAUUUAAGUUCACAAGAAGGUCAUUUAGAUAUGUCGUCAUUGUUAAUUGAACAUAAAGCAGAUACAAAUCAUCAUGCGAAAAAUGGUUUGACACCGAUGCAUUUAUGUGCGCAGGAGGAUCGUGUAAAUGUUGCACAAGUUUUACUUAAGAAUGGAGCACAGGUCGAUGCUCAAACCAAAGCUGGUUACACUCCAUUACAUGUAGCAGCCCAUUUUGGACAAGCGAAUAUGGUACGUUUCCUUUUACAAAAUGGCGCUAACGUAAACACAACCACUGGUAUUGAUUACACGCCACUACAUCAAGCUGCUCAACAAGGACAUACACAUAUUGUUAAUAUUUUAUUAGAAAAUGGUGCAAAUCCAAAUGCUAUCACCAAUAAUGGUCAAACUGCUCAUAAUAUUGCACAAAAAUUGGGAUAUAUAACUGUAAUGGAAACAUUAAAACAAGUAACCGAUCCAACCGCAACUCAAGCUGUUAUUUCUGAAGAAAAAUACAGAGUUGUGGCACCUGAAGCAAUGCACGAAACUUUCAUGUCAGAUUCAGAAGAAGAAGGCGGUGAAAUGGACGCGAUGGUCGGUUUCGGACAGCCGCCCCAUACCCAGCAUGUCUAUCUGCCGUACUACAACGGCUCGACAUUACUUACGCGUGACUAUUCAGGUGAAGAUACAAUGCUCAGUGAUCAACCGUACAGAUACUUAACGGUAGAUGAAAUGAAAUCACUUGGUGAUGAUUCGCUACCUAUUGAUGUAACAAGAGAUGAGUUAAGAAUCGAUUCAAAUCGUAUGGUAGUUAGUGGAGAUCAAAAUAUGCUUCCACCACAAGCAAUGGACGAUGCAAUUAGUCCACAACAUAUAAAUCAAAAUUAUUCUGAAUAUACAGCAAACAAAUACAUGCCUGAUAAUAUUGAUAUUAAACAUCCAAUCAAUAUUGGUAAAUUACAUUGGAAGAACUUCCUCGUUUCGUUUCUGGUUGAUGCACGUGGAGGUGCCAUGCGAGGCUGCCGACAUAGUGGUGUACGUGUAAUUGUACCACCGCGAUGCGCAGGAAUGCCCACGAGAAUUACAUGUAGAUAUGUGAAACCACAACGAACUCCUCAUCCACCUCCGUUAAUGGAAGGCGAAGCAUUAGCAAGCCGUGUCCUAGAACUGGGGCCAGUUGGAGCCAAAUUUUUGGGGCCAGUAAUAAUUGAAGUGCCUCAUUUUGCUGCCUUACGUGGUAAAGAACGUGAAAUUGUUAUACUAAGAUCCGAUAAUGGUGAAACAUGGCGAGAACAUGUAAUAGAAGCUUCAGAAGAUAUUGUCCAAGAUGUUUUAAAUGAAAGUUUCGAAGCUGAAGAUUUAAGUCAACUAGAAGACAUUUCAUCUGGACGUAUUACAAGAAUUUUGACUCAUGAUUUUCCACAAUAUUUUGCUGUAGUAUCACGAAUACGACAAGAAGUGCAUGCUAUUGGACCUGAGGGAGGCAUGGUAUCAAGUUCUGUUGUACCUCAGGUUCAAGCAGUAUUCCCACAAGGAGCCCUCACAAAGAAAAUAAAAGUGGGCUUACAGGCACAACCAAUUGAUCCUGACCUAACCGCGAAAUUACUGGGUCAUGGUGUUGCAGUAUCACCAGUUGUAACUGUUGAACCACGCCGUCGAAAAUUCCACAAAGCAAUAACGUUAAGUAUGCCAGCACCUCGGGCACACACACAAGGAAUGAUCAAUCAAUAUUCUGGUUCAGCACCCACAUUACGACUGCUCUGUUCAAUAACAGGCGGUACAACACGAGCACAGUGGGAAGAUGUUACAGGAUCAACACCCCUUACAUUUGUUAACGAUUGUGUAUCAUUUACAACAACAGUAUCUGCACGAUUCUGGUUAAUGGAUUGUAGAAAUAUUGGUGAUGCAACAAAAAUGGCUACAGAAUUAUACAGAGAAGCAAUUCAUGUACCAUUCAUGGCUAAAUUUGUAGUAUUUGCAAAGAGAGUAGAUACUCUUGAAGCAAGAUUACGAGUAUUUUGUAUGACUGACGAUCGUGAGGAUAAAACGUUAGAGCAUCAGGAGCAUUUUACAGAAGUAGCUAAAAGUAGAGACGUAGAGGUAUUAGAAGGAAAACCACAAUACAUCGAAUUUGCUGGAAAUUUGGUACCUGUUACUAAAUCCGGUGAUCAAUUACAAUUUGCUUUCAGAGCAUUUAGGGAAAAUCGACUACCGUUUACGGUACGAGUAAAAGAUCAACAUGCGGAUACUGUGGGCCGCUGCCUUUUUAUGCGAGAACCGAAGGUCGCUAAAGGUGAACCCCCACAGCAGCCUAUAUGUGUCUUAAAUAUAGUUUUACCUGACAAUAUUGUAGUAGAAUCUUACCCUGUGACUGAAACCGAAAUGCUUAAAAAAUACGGUUUUAUAAAGGAAGGUUUAGAUGUAUAUCCAAGAACUGAAUUAAGACUGUCUGAUAUGAGUAAUCUAUUAGGUGAAGACUGGCCAGCUCUAGCAUCAGAAUUAGGAUUAAGUACCUCACAAAUUAAUGUUAUUAAAUCAGAAUGUCCUGAUAGUUUACCACAACAAGCCCAAAGUAUGUUAAGGUUAUGGAGAGUUCAAUCUGGAAAUAAAGCACAAGGAAAUACAUUAGAAUUAGCAUUAAAACGAAUUGGACGAAGUGAUAUUAUUGCCCAAUGUUUAAAUAUUGAUGUUUUGGACCAAGCUGUAGCACGUGCUGGAAAAGAUCAAGGUGGUUUUGAUAGUUUAAAAGACGAACUUGGACCUUCACGUGAUGCAUCUCUUAGAAGAAAUAUUAGUUUAGAUAAUACGUACGAUGAACAAGACAUUAUGAAAGAUUCAGAAUCAAUAGAAUCUUUAAUACAAGAAAGGAAAGAUUCAUAUGAAAUUGACUCCAGAUUAAGAAACAUUUCUGAAAGAGAUGAAAUGAAAUAUACGGCUGAGGAAAAAGAAGUUCAAGAAGAAGAAUCUGGUGUUGAUGACGCUGAAAUUAAAAAAUCAGUUGCUGAAAGAAGAAUAGAAAUUGAAAAAAGAUUGUCUUCCGAUAGAGAAAUACCACCUUCAUUACAAAAACAUGAAAUUGUUCAAGAAAUUAGUACAAUAAAACGACAAAGUUUAAUCGAUGAUAAAAUCAAAUAUAAUGAAAAUAUUAUCGAAGAACAUGUCAAAGAAAAAGUUCCAGAUAAAGUAAAAGAUAAAGAUUUAGAUACAGAAAAAGUAACAAAAGUAACAACCACUAAAACAAUUGUAACGACGGUUGAUUCAACUAGAAAAUCACCACCGAAAAUAACUGAAAAAACUGUUAAAGAAACAAUUACAGUACAAGGUAAAAAAAUAAUUCCCGACGAUGAUAUUGUUGAUAAUGAAUUAAAAGAAAAAUUAGCUGCACAAAAACAAAAAAUUGAAUUAGAUGAUACAAAACCAAGUGAAACAACUACAACUAUUACAAAAACAACAAUAGUUACGCACAAAGUAUCCGAUGUAGAUGAUACCCGACGAGAUUCAACACUUUUCGAAGACGUCUCUCAUGAACUUGAACGAUUAGACACCACUGCCAAACCGCAACCACCAGCAUCAGAAGAUAUAAAAUCGCCCAAAAUAUCGAAGACACCACCACCGAGUCCUGCCGAAUUCUUACGAGAACAAGCUGUCUCUGAAAACCAAGCAGAAUGGAGUCCAGCAUCGGCAGCUGAAAUUGAAAAACGAUAUGCUGCCACUACGGGUGAAAUCGAUAAGAAAACGCAACCAGAAGGAAAAACGACCUCACCAUUACCUGAAAGUGGUGAGGAUAAGCUUAUUGUUAAUAUUUCUUCUUCGAAUGGUAUUAAAAACGAUCUGUUGCCAUAUAACGUUCAAAAAAGUUCCGAUUUUAUAACUUCAGAAUUACAGCAUAAUUUACAACAAACAGAUAAAACAAAAUUCAAGCAAAAUGGAGAUAACAUAAAAGUUGAUGAAGAUUCUAAAGAAUUAAAUAAAGACGUUAAAGAUGAUGAUAAUAAAAAAGAGAAGCAUAAAAAAGGUAAAGGAUUUUUUGGUACUUUGAAAUCAUUUGCAAGAAAAUCAUUUGAACAUUCUGAUAGUGAAAGUGAAGCAUCGCCAAUAAAACGGUCGAAAGUAAAAAAAUCAGAAGAACCAAGUGAAAAAGAACGGAAAUCCCAUUUGGAAAAUGAAAAAGAUGUUUUAGAUCAAAUAGAUUCAUCGAAAAAUAAAAAUAUUCAGAAACUUGAAAUUAAAUUUGAUAAAAAAGUGAAAGUUGAAAAAACAAAUGGUAUAACCCCUGAUGAAGCUAGAUUUGAAGCAGAAAAAAUAAUCGACAAUGUUAUUUUAGAAGUAGAAGACACUGUAAAUUCAAAACAAUCCAAAUCAAAUGAUUCAGAAAUUGUAGAAAAGAAACAUGUCGGGUUUACACAUUACGUUGACACAAUCGAUGAUGCUUUUGUUAACAAUAUUGAUUACCAAAAGUUAGAUAAAACAAAGGAUAUACCUUCUUUGACCAAUGAAUUCAUCCAAAACGAAGCGCAAUUUCAAGGCUGGAACGAUGAAACUGCCAAAAAGUAUAAACCUACAUUUUCUACUGACGAAUUAGUCGAUAGAAACGAACUGGCAGUAUUAGAAACGGAGAAAAUUGCCGAGAAUGAAACGACUGAUAAUCGUAAACAAGAAGAUACCGAUGACGAUUCUAAACUAACAGACAGUGAAAGUAAAUCUUUCUUUGGUAUAUUUAGUAAAAAGAAAAAAAAAAUUGACAGGGGAUCGAAAGAUAAAUCUGUAGAACGUGAAGAUUCGAGCUCUGAGAGUCCAGUACAUAAAACAAAUAAGAAAAAGAAAAAACAGAAAACUGAAAAACAAACAGAUUAUGAAAAUAGUAAUCAAGUCCUUGCAAACGUAAGUAAACCAUCCCUCGAAAAAGAAACUGGUAAAGGAAUUGAAAACUUAGAAGAUGUUGUAACAGGAACAGAACCAGAAUUAAGUAACCGUGGUGAAGUAAUAUCCGUAGAUGAAACUAACAAUAUAAGUGCUGAAAAAGUCCACAGUAAAAAAGAAAAAAGUGAAAUCAAUUUAGAUGAAUUAAACAUCAAAGAAUCAAAGAAAGGAAUGGCAUUGUCCUCCAUAAAAGAAUUCUUUAUAUCUCCUAAACAGGACGUUGAACAAACAGAUAUUCAAAUUGAAAAACCGGAAAAAAUCGAUUUAAAUAUAAAAGAAGUAAAACAGAUAUCUAUCGACAAUGACUUAGAAGAAAAUGCAGAAAAACAGAUUCAGAAUACAACAGAUCUAUUAGAAGACACAGGUCAAACACUAGAUACAACAGUUAAGGAUGAAACAACAAAAGGUACACUUUCUUCAAUAAAAGAAUUUUUUGGUUCACCCAAAAGUAAACCCAAACAAAAAUACGGCCACAAAAAUAAAAAACAUUCCAAAUCAACAUCGCCCGAAUCAGACACAGAGCAACUACAUACAAAGGGUAAAGAAGUUAACAAAGACAAAUUUACAAAUGACGCUGGUGCUGAUUUAACAUCAGGCAAAUUCAUUUCAACUGAUUUGAACGGUGUUAUACAUGACACAGCCAUUGAAACGAAGAAAAACACCGAUAUUCCAGGCGAUAAAAUUUCUGUAUUAAAAUCGUCUAAACUAGAAUUAAAUGACAAAAUCGAGACAAAUGCGGACAAAGAGGAUGACAUCAAAGAAAAAUCAAAAGGAGCCUUGACCUCAAUCAAACAAUUAUUUGGAUCAGCUAAAGAUGAUUUAAAAAGAAGAUCGAAAGAUUUGGAGGAUGAUCUAGGUUCAGAAAAGAUAGUUGACCCCAAAGACCAAACUAAAGCCACUGAUUAUCUAAAGUUUGAUGUAAAAAAUAAUUUACCUACUCUGACUACUGAAUUCAUUCAAAAUGAAGCCCAAUUUCAAGGGUGGAACGAUGAGACCGCCGAAAAGUACAAACCUGCAUAUUGUCCAGAAGAAUUGAUAGGCGAAAAGGAACAGACACCGAUAGAAUCUGUAGAAAUUACAGAAAAAGAUUCGUCUGAAAAUCGUCAGCAAGAAGAGACAGAUGACGAUUCUAAGUUAACGGAUAGUGAAAGUAAAUCUUUCUUUGGUAUAUUUAGUAAAAAGAAGAAGAAAAAAAUAGACAGAGAAUCAAAAGAAAAAUCAAUUGAGCGCGAAGAUUCGAGCUCCGAGAGCCCAUCACAUAAAAGAACCAAAAAAAAUAAAGCACAAAAAACUAAAAAACAAAUAGAUAUAAAAGGAACAAUUGACGAAACUCUUGACAAUAGUAAAGCUAAUAUAAGCGAUAAAGUCGAGGCCUCGCGAGAUACAAUUAAGGAAGGUAGUGAAAGUAUCAGAGAUAUGUAUGAUGAAACUAAUACAAAAUCUGCCUUAAAAUCAGGUGGUGAUACAUUCCAAGAAACUAGAGAGACUGGUUCAGAAAUGAUAGAUGGCUCCAAGGAGAAAACAAAAGGUGGUUUAUCCUCAAUCACAGGUUUAUUUGAAUCAGCUAAAGAUGACCUUAAAAAGAAGAAGAAAGAUCUAAGUGAUUCAGCUGAAACUUCAGUUGAUGAUACUUUACAAGAUAUAAAAGACACGAGUGCUGAAAAGAUAGAUGACGCAAAAGAAAAAUCGAAAGGAGCUUUAUCGUCAAUAAAGGGAUUCUUUGGGUCAGCUAAAGAUGACCUUAAAAAAAAAGAGGAAGAUCUUGAGGUCUCGACUGAAUCAGCCAUAUCUGAAAUAAAGACGAAAGCAACUAAAAUAAAUGUUUCUGAUAAAGUUACAAUCGAAACUACUACUGACAAGAUCAAACAUGCCAUUAGCGAUAAAGCCGAUGACAUAAAACAUUUUAUAAAUAUUGACGCUCAAAAUACCAAAGACGCAUUAGAUCCUGCUAAGGUAGGCUUACAAAAAAGUGAAAAUGACGUAUUAGAUUCUACAAUGCAUAUAGUAGAUAACAAUACAACUGGUACAAAAUCUGCAUUAAAAUCAGCUGAUGGUGCAUUACAUGAUUACAAAGAUAAAGUAUCAGAAAAAAUAGAUGGGGUCAAAGAUAAAACAAUAGGAGGUUUAUCAUCCAUUAAAGGAUUCAUUGAAUCUGCUAAAGAUGAUCCCAAUAACACUGAUUAUCAAAGGUUUAAUAUAACAAAGAAUAUACCUUCUUUGACUACUGAAUUUAUUCAAAAUGAAUCGCAAUUUCAAGGAUGGAACGAUGAAACCGCAGAAAAGUAUAAGCCUACAUACUGUUUAGAAGAAAUAAUAGAUGAAAAAGAAUCGACUCAGAAUGAAUCUGCAGAAAUUACAGAAAAAGAUUCGUCAGAAAAUCGUAAGCAAGAAGAAACAGAUGACGACUCUAAGUUAACGGACAGUGAAAGUAAAUCUUUCUUUGGUAUAUUUAGUAAAAAGAAGAAAAAACUAGACAGAGAGUCAAAAGAAAAAUCAAUUGAGACCGAAGAUUCGAGCAGCGAGAGCCCAUCACAUAAAAGACAUAAGAAAAAGAAAGCAAAAAAAAUUGAAAAACAUACUGAUAUAAAAGAAACAAUUGACAAAACUCUUGACGCAAGUAAACCUAGUGUAAUAGAUAAAGUCAAUGCCUCGAAAGACAAAAUUAAGGAGGGUAGUGAUAUAAUAAUAGAUACGUGUGAUGAAACUCAAACAAAAUCUCCUUUAAAAUCAGAAGAUGACGUAGACGCCAGAGAUAGUGGUUCAGAAAAACUAGAUGACACCAAGGAGAAAACAAAAGGUGGUUUAUCGUCAAUCAAAGGUUUCUUUGGAUCUGCUAAAGAUGACCUAAAAAAGAAAAAGAAAGAUCUUGAUAACUUUACUGAAACAGCUGUAUCCGAUAUAAAAACAGAAGCUUCUGAAAUGAAGGUUUCCACAAAAGAAACAUUAGAUAGAACUAUCGACAACAGCAAAGAUGUCAUUGGCGACAAAGUCGAUGAUACAACCGCUUUUAUUAAGAGUAGCACAAAAAAUACAACAGACGCAUAUGAUUCUGCUAAAGCAGGGUUACAAAAAGGUGCAAGUGAUGUAUCAGAUUCUGCAAAACAUGUUAUGGAAGACAUUGCAACUGAAACAAAAUCUGCAUUAAAAACAGUCGAUGGUACUUUGCAAGAUGCAAAAGACACAGGUUCUGAAAAAAUAGAUGACGCAAAAGAAAAAUCAAAAGGAGCCUUAUCGUCAAUAAAAGGAUUCUUUGGAUCAGCAAAAGACGACAUCAAAAAGAAAAAGAAAGAUCUAGGUGACUCGGUUGAGUCAACUAUAUCUGACGUAAAAACAGAAGCGUCUGAAUUAAGUGAUUCUGCAAAGGACACACUCGACAGUUCUAUUGACAAAAGUAAAGAUGUUAUUAGCGAUAAAGUCGAAUCCACAAAAGACUUAAUUCACAGUGGCGCUGAAAGUACAAAGGGUGCAUAUGAUUCUGCUAAAUCAAGUUUACAAAAAGGUGCAAGUGAUGUGUCAGAUUCCACAAAACAUGUUAUGGAAGACAUUGCAACUGAAACAAAAUCUGCAUUAAAAACAGUCGAUGGUACUUUGCAAGAUGCAAAAGACACAGGUUCUGAAAAAAUAGAUGACGCAAAAGAAAAAUCAAAAGGAGCAUUAUCGUCAAUAAAAGGAUUCUUUGGAUCAGCAAAAGACGACAUCAAAAAGAAAAAGAAAGAUCUAGGUGACUCGGUUGAGUCAACUAUAUCUGACGUAAAAACAGAAGCGUCUGAAUUAAGUGAUUCUGCAAAGGACACACUCGACAGUUCUAUUGACAAAAGUAAAGAUGUUAUUAGCGAUAAAGUCGAAUCCACAAAAGACUUAAUUCACAGUGGCGCUGAAAGUACAAAGGGUGCAUAUGAUUCUGCUAAAUCAAGUUUACAAAAAGGUGCAAGUGAUGUGUCAGAUUCUGCAAAACAUGUUAUGGACGACAUUACAUCAGAAACAAAAUCUGCGUUAAAAACAGUUGAUGGUACUUUGCAAGAUGCAAAAGACACAGGUUCUGAAAAAAUAGAUGACGCAAAAGAAAAAUCAAAAGGAGCCUUAUCGUCAAUAAAAGGAUUCUUUGGAUCAGCAAAAGACGACAUCAAAAAGAAAAAGAAAGAUCUAGGUGACUCGGUUGAGUCAACUAUAUCUGACGUAAAAACAGAAGCGUCUGAAUUAAGUGAUUCUGCAAAGGACACACUCGACAGUUCUAUUGACAAAAGUAAAGAUGUUAUUAGCGAUAAAGUCGAAUCCACAAAAGACUUAAUUCACAGUGGCGCUGAAAGUACAAAGGGUGCAUAUGAUUCUGCUAAAUCAAGUUUACAAAAAGGUGCAAGUGAUGUAUCAGAUUCCACAAAACACGUUAUGGAAGACAUUGCAACUGAAACAAAAUCUGCAUUAAAAACAGUCGAUGGUACUUUGCAAGAUGCAAAAGACACAGGUUCUGAAAAAAUAGAUGACGCAAAAGAAAAAUCAAAAGGAGCAUUAUCGUCAAUAAAAGGAUUCUUUGGAUCAGCAAAAGACGACAUCAAAAAGAAAAAGAAAGAUCUAGGUGACUCGGUUGAGUCAACUAUAUCUGACGUAAAAACAGAAGCGUCUGAAUUAAGUGAUUCUGCAAAGGACACACUCGACAGUUCUAUUGACAAAAGUAAAGAUGUUAUUAGCGAUAAAGUCGAAUCCACAAAAGACUUAAUUCACAGUGGCGCUGAAAGUACAAAGGGUGCAUAUGAUUCUGCUAAAUCAAGUUUACAAAAAGGUGCAAGUGAUGUAUCAGAUUCCACAAAACACGUUAUGGAAGACAUUGCAACUGAAACAAAAUCUGCAUUAAAAACAGUCGAUGGUACUUUGCAAGAUGCAAAAGACACAGGUUCUGAAAAAAUAGAUGACGCAAAAGAAAAAUCAAAAGGAGCAUUAUCGUCAAUAAAAGGAUUCUUUGGAUCAGCAAAAGACGACAUCAAAAAGAAAAAGAAAGAUCUAGGUGACUCGGUUGAGUCAACUAUAUCUGACGUAAAAACAGAAGCGUCUGAAUUAAGUGAUUCUGCAAAGGACACACUCGACAGUUCUAUUGACAAAAGUAAAGAUGUUAUUAGCGAUAAAGUCGAAUCCACAAAAGACUUAAUUCACAGUGGCGCUGAAAGUACAAAGGGUGCAUAUGAUUCUGUUAAAUCAAGUUUACAAAAAGGUGCAAGUGAUGUAUCAGAUUCCACAAAACAUGUUAUGGAAGACAUUGCAACUGAAACAAAAUCUGCAUUAAAAACAGUCGAUGGUACUUUGCAAGAUGCAAAAGACACAGGUUCUGAAAAAAUAGAUGACGCAAAAGAAAAAUCAAAAGGAGCAUUAUCGUCAAUAAAAGGAUUCUUUGGAUCAGCAAAAGACGACAUCAAAAAGAAAAAGAAAGAUCUAGGUGACUCGGCUGAGUCAACUAUAUCUGACGUAAAAACAGAAGCGUCUGAAUUAAGUGAUUCUGCAAAGGACACACUCGACAGUUCUAUUGACAAAAGUAAAGAUGUUAUUAGCGAUAAAGUCGAAUCCACAAAAGACUUAAUUCACAGUGGCGCUGAAAGUACAAAGGGUGCAUAUGAUUCUGCUAAAUCAAGUUUACAAAAAGGUGCAAGUGAUGUAUCAGAUUCCACAAAACACGUUAUGGAAGACAUUGCAACUGAAACAAAAUCUGCAUUAAAAACAGUCGAUGGUACUUUGCAAGAUGCAAAAGACACAGGUUCUGAAAAAAUAGAUGACGCAAAAGAAAAAUCAAAAGGAGCAUUAUCGUCAAUAAAAGGAUUCUUUGGAUCAGCAAAAGACGACAUCAAAAAGAAAAAGAAAGAUCUAGGUGACUCGGUUGAGUCAACUAUAUCUGACGUAAAAACAGAAGCGUCUGAAUUAAGUGAUUCUGCAAAGGACACACUCGACAGUUCUAUUGACAAAAGUAAAGAUGUUAUUAGCGAUAAAGUCGAAUCCACAAAAGACUUAAUUCACAGUGGCGCUGAAAGUACAAAGGGUGCAUAUGAUUCUGUUAAAUCAAGUUUACAAAAAGGUGCAAGUGAUGUAUCAGAUUCCACAAAACAUGUUAUGGAAGACAUUGCAACUGAAACAAAAUCUGCAUUAAAAACAGUCGAUGGUACUUUGCAAGAUGCAAAAGACACAGGUUCUGAAAAAAUAGAUGACGCAAAAGAAAAAUCAAAAGGAGCAUUAUCGUCAAUAAAAGGAUUCUUUGGAUCAGCAAAAGACGACAUCAAAAAGAAAAAGAAAGAUCUAGGUGACUCGGUUGAGUCAACUAUAUCUGACGUAAAAACAGAAGCGUCUGAAUUAAGUGAUUCUGCAAAGGACACACUCGACAGUUCUAUUGACAAAAGUAAAGAUGUUAUUAGCGAUAAAGUCGAAUCCACAAAAGACUUAAUUCACAGUGGCGCUGAAAGUACAAAGGGUGCAUAUGAUUCUGCUAAAUCAAGUUUACAAAAAGGUGCAAGUGAUGUAUCAGAUUCCACAAAACACGUUAUGGAAGACAUUGCAACUGAAACAAAAUCUGCAUUAAAAACAGUCGAUGGUACUUUGCAAGAUGCAAAGGACACAGGUUCUGAAAAAAUAGAUGACGCAAAAGAAAAAUCAAAAGGAGCCUUAUCGUCAAUAAAAGGAUUCUUUGGAUCAGCAAAAGACGACAUCAAAAAGAAAAAGAAAGAUCUAGGUGACUCGGUUGAGUCAACUAUAUCUGACGUAAAAACAGAAGCGUCUGAAUUAAGUGAUUCUGCAAAGGACACACUCGACAGUUCUAUUGACAAAAGUAAAGAUGUUAUUAGCGAUAAAGUCGAAUCCACAAAAGACUUAAUUCACAGUGGCGCUGAAAGUACAAAGGGUGCAUAUGAUUCUGCUAAAUCAAGUUUACAAAAAGGUGCAAGUGAUGUAUCAGAUUCCACAAAACAUGUUAUGGACGACAUUACAUCAGAAACAAAAUCUGCGUUAAAAACAGUUGAUGGUACUUUGCAAGAUGCAAAAGACACAGGUUCUGAAAAAAUAGAUGACGCAAAAGAAAAAUCAAAAGGAGCCUUAUCGUCAAUAAAAGGAUUCUUUGGAUCAGCAAAAGACGACAUCAAAAAGAAAAAGAAAGAUCUAGGUGACUCGGUUGAGUCAACUAUAUCUGACGUAAAAACAGAAGCGUCUGAAUUAAGUGAUUCUGCAAAGGACACACUCGACAGUUCUAUUGACAAAAGUAAAGAUGUUAUUAGCGAUAAAGUCGAAUCCACAAAAGACUUAAUUCACAGUGGCGCUGAAAGUACAAAGGGUGCAUAUGAUUCUGUUAAAUCAAGUUUACAAAAAGGUGCAAGUGAUGUAUCAGAUUCCACAAAACAUGUUAUGGAAGACAUUGCAACUGAAACAAAAUCUGCAUUAAAAACAGUCGAUGGUACUUUGCAAGAUGCAAAAGACACAGGUUCUGAAAAAAUAGAUGACGCAAAAGAAAAAUCAAAAGGAGCAUUAUCGUCAAUAAAAGGAUUCUUUGGAUCAGCAAAAGACGACAUCAAAAAGAAAAAGAAAGAUCUAGGUGACUCGGUUGAGUCAACUAUAUCUGACGUAAAAACAGAAGCGUCUGAAUUAAGUGAUUCUGCAAAGGACACACUCGACAGUUCUAUUGACAAAAGUAAAGAUGUUAUUAGCGAUAAAGUCGAAUCCACAAAAGACUUAAUUCACAGUGGCGCUGAAAGUACAAAGGGUGCAUAUGAUUCUGUUAAAUCAAGUUUACAAAAAGGUGCAAGUGAUGUAUCAGAUUCCACAAAACACGUUAUGGAAGACAUUGCAACUGAAACAAAAUCUGCAUUAAAAACAGUCGAUGGUACUUUGCAAGAUGCAAAAGACACAGGUUCUGAAAAAAUAGAUGACGCAAAAGAAAAAUCAAAAGGAGCAUUAUCGUCAAUAAAAGGAUUCUUUGGAUCAGCAAAAGACGACAUCAAAAAGAAAAAGAAAGAUCUAGGUGACUCGGUUGAGUCAACUAUAUCUGACGUAAAAACAGAUGCGUCUGAAUUAAGUGAUUCUGCAAAGGACACACUCGACAGUUCUAUUGACAAAAGUAAAGAUGUUAUUAGCGAUAAAGUCGAAUCCACAAAAGACUUAAUUCACAGUGGCGCUGAAAGUACAAAGGGUGCAUAUGAUUCUGUUAAAUCAAGUUUACAAAAAGGUGCAAGUGAUGUAUCAGAUUCCAAAAAACAUGUUAUGGAAGACAUUGCAACUGAAACAAAAUCUGCAUUAAAAACAGUCGAUGGUACUUUGCAAGAUGCAAAAGACACAGGUUCUGAAAAAAUAGAUGACGCAAAAGAAAAAUCAAAAGGAGCAUUAUCGUCAAUAAAAGGAUUCUUUGGAUCAGCAAAAGACGACAUCAAAAAGAAAAAGAAAGAUCUAGGUGACUCGGUUGAGUCAACUAUAUCUGACGUAAAAACAGAAGCGUCUGAAUUAAGUGAUUCUGCAAAGGACACACUCGACAGUUCUAUUGACAAAAGUAAACAUGUUAUUAGCGAUAAAGUCGAAUCCACAAAAGACUUAAUUCACAUUGGCGCUGAAAGUACAAAGGGUGCAUAUGAUUCUGCUAAAUCAAGUUUACAAAAAGGUGCAAGUGAUGUAUCAGAUUCCACAAAACAUGUUAUGGAAGACAUUGCAACUGAAACAAAAUCUGCAUUAAAAACAGUCGAUGGUACUUUGCAAGAUGCAAAAGACACAGGUUCUGAAAAAAUAGAUGACGCAAAAGAAAAAUCAAAAGGAGCAUUAUCGUCAAUAAAAGGAUUCUUUGGAUCAGCAAAAGACGACAUCAAAAAGAAAAAGAAAGAUCUAGGUGACUCGGUUGAGUCAACUAUAUCUGACGUAAAAACAGAAGCGUCUGAAUUAAGUGAUUCUGCAAAGGACACAAUCGACAGUUCUAUUGACAAAAGUAAAGAUGUUAUUAGCGAUAAAGACGAAUCCACAAAAGACUUAAUUCACAGUGGCGCUGAAAGUACAAAGGGUGCAUAUGAUUCUGCUAAAUCAAGUUUACAAAAAGGUGCAAGUGAUGUAUCAGAUUCCACAAAACAUGUUAUGGACGACAUUACAUCAGAAACAAAAUCUGCGUUAAAAACAGUUGAUGGUACUUUGCAAGAUGCAAAAGACACAGGUUCUGAAAAAAUAGAUGACGCAAAAGAAAAAUCAAAAGGAGCCUUAUCGUCAAUAAAAGGAUUCUUUGGAUCAGCAAAAGACGACAUCAAAAAGAAAAAGAAAGAUCUAGGUGACUCGGUUGAGUCAACUAUAUCUGACGUAAAAACAGAAGCGUCUGAAUUAAGUGAUUCUGCAAAGGACACACUCGACAGUUCUAUUGACAAAAGUAAAGAUGUUAUUAGCGAUAAAGUCGAAUCCACAAAAGACUUAAUUCACAGUGGCGCUGAAAGUACAAAGGGUGCAUAUGAUUCUGCUAAAUCAAGUUUACAAAAAGGUGCAAGUGAUGUAUCAGAUUCUGCAAAACAUGUUAUGGACGACAUUACAUCAGAAACAAAAUCUGCGUUAAAAACAGUUGAUGGUACUUUGCAAGAUGCAAAAGACACAGGUUCUGAAAAAAUAGAUGACGCAAAAGAAAAAUCAAAAGGAGCAUUAUCGUCAAUAAAAGGAUUCUUUGGAUCAGCAAAAGACGACAUCAAAAAGAAAAAGAAAGAUCUAGGUGACUCGGUUGAGUCAACUAUAUCUGACGUAAAAACAGAAGCGUCUGAAUUAAGUGUUUCUGCAAAAGACACACACGACAGUACUAUUGACAAAAGCAAAGAUGUUAUUAGCGAUAAGGUCGAUUCUACAAAAGAUUUAAUUCACAGUGGCGCUGAAAGUACAAAAGGUGCAUAUGAUUCUGCUAAAUCGGGCUUACAAACCGGUGCAAGUGAUGUAUCAGAUACCACAAAACAUGUUAUGGAAGACAUUGCAACUGAAACAAAAUCUGCAUUAAAAACAGUUGAUGGUGCUUUACAAGAUGUAAAAGACACAGGCUCUGAAAAAAUAGAUGACACAAAAGAAAAAUCAAAAGGAGCCUUAUCGUCAAUAAAAGGAUUCUUUGGAUCAGCAAAUGACGACAUCAAAAAGAAAAAGAAAGAUCUAGGUGACUCGGUUGAGUCAACUAUAUCUGACGUAAAAACAGAAGCGUCUGAAUUAAGUGUUUCUGCAAAAGACACACUCGACAGUACUAUUGACAAAAGCAAAGAUGUAAUGAGCGAUAAGGUCGAUUCUACAAAAGAUUUAAUUCACAGUGGCGCUGAAAGUACAAAAGGUGCAUAUGAUUCUGCUAAAUCGGGCUUACAAACCGGUGCAAGUGAUGUAUCAGAUUCUGCAAAACAUGUUAUGGACGACAUUACAUCAGAAACAAAAUCUGCGUUAAAAACAGUUGAUGGUGCUUUGCAAGAUGUAAAAGACACAGGUUCUGAAAAGAUAGAUGAAGCAAAAGAAAAAUCAAAAGGCGCUUUAUCGUCAAUAAAAGGAUUCUUUGGAUCAGCAAAAGACGACAUCAAAAAGAAAAAGAAAGAUAUAGGUGACUCAGUUGAGUCCGCUGUAUCUGACGUAAAAACUAAAACGUCUGAACUAAGUGUUUCUGCAAAAGACACACUCGACAGUACUAUUGAGAAAAGUAAAGAUGUUAUUAGCGAUAAGGUCGAUUCUUCAAAAGAUUUAAUUCACAGUGGCGCUGAAAGUAAAAAAGGUGCAUAUGAUUCUGCAAAAUUGGGCUUACAAACCGGUGCAAGUGAUGUAUCAGAUUCUGCAAAAAAUGUUAUGGACGACAUUACAUCAGAAACAAAAUCUGCGUUAAAAACAGUUGAUGGUGCUUUGCAAGAUGUAAAAGACACAGGUUCUGAAAAGAUAGAUGAAGCAAAAGAAAAAUCAAAAGGCGCUUUAUCGUCAAUAAAAGGAUUCUUUGGAUCAGCAAAAGACGACAUCAAAAAGAAAAAGAAAGAUAUAGGUGACUCGGUUGAGUCCGCUGUAUCUGACGUAAAAACUAAAACGUCUGAACUAAGUGUUUCUGCAAAAGACACGCUCGACAGUACUAUUGAGAAAAGUAAAGAUGUUAUUAGCGAUAAGAUCGAUUCCACAAAAGAUUUCGUAAAGAGUGGCGCUGCUAGUACAAAAGGUGCAUAUGAUUCUGCUAAAUCAGGUUUACAAACAGGUGCAAGUGAUGUAUCAGAUACUACAAAACAUGUUAUGGAAGACAUUGCAACUGAAACAAAAUCUGCGUUAAAAACAGUUGAUGGUGCUUUACAAGAUGUAAAAGACACAGGUUCUGAAAAAAUAGAUGACGCAAAAGAAAAAUCAAAAGGAGCAUUAUCGUCAAUAAAAGGAUUCUUUGGAUCAGCAAAAGACGACAUCAAAAAGAAAAAGAAAGAUCUAGGUGACUCGGUUGAAUCAACUAUAUCUGACGUAAAAACAGAAGCGUCUGAAUUAAGUGUUUCUGCAAAAGACACACUCGACAGUACUAUUGACAAAAGUAAAGAUGUUACUAUCGAUAAGGUCGAUGCCACAAAAGAUUUAAUUCACAGUGGUGCUGAAAAUACAAAAGACGCAUAUGAUUCUGCUAAAUCAGGAUUACAAACAGGUGCAAGUGAUGUAUCAGAUACCACAAAACAAGUUAUGGAAGACGUUGCUUCUGAAACAAAACCUGCCUUUAAAUCAGUUGAUGGUGCUUUGCAAGACGCAAAGGGUACAGGCUCUGACAAAAUAGAUGACGCAAUAGAAAAAUCAAAAGGAACAUUCUCGUCAAUCAAAGGAUUCUUGGGAUCAGCGAAAGAUGACCUCGAAGAGAAAAGGAAAGAACUUGGGGACUCAACUGAAUCAUCUGUAUUUGAAAUAAAAGCGGGUGCUUGUGAAGUAAGUGCCUCUGCAAAAGACACACUCAACAAUUCGUUUGACAAAAGUAAAGAUGUCAUUAGCAAAACGGUCGAUUCCACGAAAGAUUUAAUUCAGAGUGCCGUGGAAAGUACAAAAGAUGUAUAUGAUUCUGCCAAAUCAGGAUUACAAACGGGUACAAGUGAAGUAUUAGAUUCCUCAAAGCAUGUUAAGGUAGACGUUGCAAGUGUCACAAAAUCUGCGUUAAAAGCAGUUGAUGAUGCUUUACCUUAUACAGGUCCUGAAAAGAUAGAUGAUUCCAAAGAAAAAGGUUCAAUUAAAAAUAUUGAUGUCUCUUAUUCUGUUGCAUACCAAACUCUAGAGAAAAUCGGUGGCCCUUCUCGACCUGCUGAUUCUACUUCAACAGUUUAUGACGAUAGUAUUUCUGUAACAACUUAUCCUUCCGAAUACAUUUUCGAACAAAUUUACGAUAAUGAACAACUUCAUCCUGAAAAAUGUAAUUUAAUAACAGAUUUAGAUGAGGUUAUACCUUCUGACGAUGAUGAUAUUCAAAAAGAAUUCUCCGAUGUAGAUAGGCUUUUGACAUCAAUAGAUGCUCAAAUUGCUCAACUGCCUGCCACUUCAAAACAUUCUCCCAGUUACCAGUCACAUGAUAUCAGUUCAUUUAAUAUAGAAACUAUGCCUAACUUAUCAACUAAAAGUACAUCAUAUUCUGAAAAAAUAUCGAAGUCUAGUGUUUUAGAUAAUAAUGCUAAAACACAUCAGACUUCUUUAGAACAAAGUCAAGAAGUUCCUGGCAAUAUUCAAGAUUCUAGCUUAAGGCUAGAUGCUCAAUCGAAUAUAAAAGACGUUACGAACAUGAUAUCUUCACAAAACAUUGAUUUAUCACAUUUACAAUUGGAAUCAGAUUUUGAGAGUUUCCGCAGUGCUUCUAAAAAACAUCCAGUAACUUUCACUCGACUAGGAGAUAAUGUUAUUAUCGAUGAUACUGAAUACGACAUGGAUAGCCAUGAUCAAGGUACCAAAAAAAAACCUUUAUUCCAUAUCGAAUCUGAAGAGAGAGAUGAGGAUGACUUUACACGUGGCAGUACAAUUCAAUUAACAGAAUCAACUUCAAAAGACUGUAAACAAGUAUCAGAUACCACAGAGUUUAAAAUAUCUGAUAUUAAAGAUAAAAAUUUAGAAAUCGAAUUAUCAGCAGAUGAGACUUUUAACGUAAAUAAAAAAAAAGAACAAAAGUUGCGACGAAUCGAACGUAGAUUUGAACGUAUGGCAUCAGAAACAUUAGAAAAAGACAAAAGUGAAGCGAAAAUAGAAACACCUGAAUUGGAAAAAAAACACGAAGUAGAAUUUCAAACUAUAGUUCAUCAAAUGAGUAUGGAAGAAAUUUCUGACUGCCAGAGGGAGUAUAGUGCAUUAUGGGACGAAGGUACAUUUAGUCCAAGCGACGAAAUGGAAUCAAAAACGCCUGAUAGUACAGCUGAAAUUCAAGAAAUACCCCAAGGCUGCAGUGAUAUCGUAUAUAUGGCACCAGUAACUUUUAAUAAAGAUCAAAAAGUAAGCAAAGCAGGAAUUGAAAUUGAUAUCAUACCUAUUAAAAAAAGUCCAUAUUCAUCACCAACAUUUCAAAGAAAAAGUCAUCGACCAAAAUCACAAAAUGAUAAUCGAUUACCAGAUAGUACGUAUCAUGAUACAACGACAUCCAGUGCAACAAAUCUUCGGGCUAGUCUACCAGAUAUAUAUAAUACAAAAUCUAGACAAAUAUCACCUGCCAGAAGUGCAGUGUAUUUACCAACUCAAAAAUUAGUUUCAACGUUCUUAAAUGCAAAUAAAUUGAGGGGUGAUAACGAAACAAUGAGCCAAAGUACUGAGUGUUUAAUUAAUGACAAUACAAGCAUGAUAACAGAUAUGGUUAGUAGCACAGAUUCCUUAAAUAAAGGUGUUGUCAUGAGUGCUGUUUUAAGUUGGCUAAGUCAAUCCAGUGUAUUUGAUAUCCAAGAUAAUGAUUCCAUAGAUAAUGAUGAUUUAACAAAUUCUUGGCAAGAAAUUGAUGACGAGCCAUUAAAAUCUUCUAGUGCCAAUUUAGAUAGCCAUGUCUUAAAAAAUAAUGGAACAAUUCAAUCAACGAGAGAACCUUGCACGCUAAAUGAGAGUCCAUUAGGAGGUACUGAAACUGAACAACUAGAACAAGAUGAAGCUGCAGGUGUUGAAGAAACGGAGGAGCUUAAAGAUGAAGCCGAAUCACAGACGACAUCAACAAGACCGAAACCAGCGGGAAGUCAACAUGACUUGUCGGAAGAAAUGAAAGCUCUACUUGCAGAAAUGGAAGAACAGAGUAAACGCUAAAUUUUGUAUUGAAAUUUCAUUUUUGAUAUGACACUCUUAUUAAAAAAUUCCAUUCAGAAAACAUAUCUAGGAAAAUUUAUAAAUUUAGGACAUAGGUAUAUAACGAUUGUAUAAAAACAGUAAAAAAAAAUAAUAAAAUUGUAAUUCUUGUGUCAGAUCGAAGUUGAAUAAUACAACUACUUUACCUACUCAAGAUUUUAGUAAAUUUUAUGACCAAAGAAAAAAAUUUUAAAAAAUA